This is a messenger RNA of Beta vulgaris subsp. vulgaris (sugar beet), 867 nucleotides long. RefSeq lists its product as uncharacterized. NCBI's taxonomy places the organism in Eukaryota, Viridiplantae, Streptophyta, Magnoliopsida, Caryophyllales, Amaranthaceae. The transcript has 2 exons. The coding region runs from base 41 to 688 and encodes 215 amino acids. The record is from RefSeq and is a predicted model, not a curated record.
AGGUGAGUUCGUUCCCAAAGCGAACAAGGAUGCCUUAUAUAUGGUACCAGGUAAGGAUCAUGAUGGACGCGUGAAAGGGAAAGGAGGGGUACGACUAGGCUUGAAAAAAGCUUACGGUGAAGAGUACUCGGCAACAAGAUCAAGCUCAAUUUCUAAUGCAUCACAAGAUAUGGAGCGCAAAAUGAAAUCUGCAAUAGAGGAGCUUGAGAAGAGGAUGAAAAAUCAAUUCAAUGCCAUCUCGGAGCACAUGGGAUUACCUAGCUUUGACGAGCGCAACAUCACUCCAGGAGACAAAUUAAGCCAACAAGAUCCUGAGACACCUAGAGAGACACCUAGAGAAGUACCUGGUUCGACACCUAAUCCUCCACUACUUGAUCCCCCGGUACCUAAUUUAGAGGAGGAGACACAUUGUGAUCUUUUACUUCCCAAAUCAAAAGAUGGUGAGUUGGUUGUGGUAGCUUAUGGUCGGGCACAACCAUCGAGAGUGGGCCAAACAUCGCAUUUGUUGCUGGUAGCAGAUUUUUAUUUUAAUGUGUCCGUAGACACCAUUAUAUAUGGAUUUGAAGAUUUCCCUUUACCGGUCCCUAGGGCGGAUUGGAGCCUCUUUGUUCUCAAUGACGCAGAGGGUAGUUUUGUGAUAUGGCCACGUGCUUGGGUGCGAUUUACAGAUGAGGUAAAAUAUAUGUGACUAAGCAUGAUGAUAGUGAUUUAAAAGUUUUGCCCAACUCAAAAAUAUAUGCACAUUAUGGAGUUGAUUUGUAGUUUUUUCCUUUAUCUGUUCAAUUUGUUGUUUAUAAUCAUCAUACGCUUUAUAGCUAUUUUAUUUCCUCUCCUUUUCUCUUUACAAUAAAACUGGCAUGAAGACAU